Messenger RNA from Orbicella faveolata, 564 nucleotides. Its product is annotated as DBH-like monooxygenase protein 1. Gene Ontology annotation, cellular component: secretory granule membrane. The record is from RefSeq and is a predicted model, not a curated record. Gene Ontology annotation, biological process: octopamine biosynthetic process; norepinephrine biosynthetic process; dopamine catabolic process. Gene Ontology annotation, molecular function: copper ion binding; dopamine beta-monooxygenase activity. NCBI's taxonomy places the organism in Eukaryota, Metazoa, Cnidaria, Anthozoa, Scleractinia, Merulinidae.
UAAACCGGGAGAUGACCUUAUACACUACUGCAAAUACGAGACUAUGGAUCGUGAAAAAUUUGUGCGGGGUGGUAUUUCUACAUCUCAAGAGAUGUGUCUUAAUUAUUUAUUUUACUAUCCGCGAAUGGUGAAUGCCACAUCAUAUUGCAACAGUGUUCAAACCAAACCAGUGCACGACUUUAUUGAGAAGCACUUUCCAUCCUUAAAUUUGACAUCGGAGUGGUCUAAUCCCCUGAUUGGCAGGAAUGUUAAAUGGACAAAUGAAAUGGUGGCAGACUUAAGGAGAGGAUACAAUCAGGCUAAAUCAUUCAUUUCAACUUGUCUCUUGGAAAGAUUUACUAACUAUACAUUACCGGUUCCAGAGAUCACCCAUCCCCAACCUCAGCCAAAGUCAGAUUGUCCUGAGCGCACAACUCCAGUGGAGAGUAACUCGUUCUUGGUAGCUGCUUCUCGCACGGUAGUUCUGUCACUGUUAACUUCUUAUCUGAUGUUCUUGUGAAGUCCAUAAUAUACCGCAGACUGUAGCUAUAUCAACACAAAAUAUAUCAGACUUCUCACUCAAAA